AUGAUUAAAAACUUUGAGCUUUAAUCUGCCUUUAUCAGGUAUCCUUCGGAGAUAAUAAAGCAGGUAAAAGCGCAACUCGUCAGAUACAUGAUUACAAGCAUGGUACUGUGAAUUGUGAUGGAUUAAGGCUGAGCAAAAUGUAUAUUUAACCAACAUUCCCAUGCUGAUUAUGAUGAUGAAUCCAAACUCAAGUGAACCAGACUUGGUUUCAACAGUGGAAGAAAUACGUGAACGAUUGACAAAGUUUGACGUUCGCCACUAUAACGCUGAAUAUACUAUACCGGAAGGGUUUGUUUCAGCAAGUGUCCUCGUACCAUUGUUUAUAAAAGACGGACAGAUCGAUGUUCUUCUCACAUUGCGUGCUAAACAUUUGCGGUCACAUGCUGGAUUGGUCGCUUUUCCAGGAGGUCAUGUGGAUGAAACUGACCAAUCAGUUGUAGAGACCGCUUUACGAGAAGCAGAAGAAGAAAUUGGUCUUCCUGCCAAGGAUGUGGAUGUACUAACAGUACUUCCUCCGUGUUUUGUGCGACCAAAUAAAUUCGUGAGCUUAGUAGUUGGCAUCAUUCCAGCAAAUUUUGAGCCAGUUUUGAACGAAUCAGAGGUUUCUAAGGCUUUCAGUCUACCAUUAAAGAGAUUUUUGAAAGAAGAUGUGAAAAAAGAGUUUCCAUUGAAUGGGAUAGUUCAUUGGUUGUUCUUCUUUCAUGACAUAGUUGAUGGCGAAAAAAUUGAAACUUGGGGCUUCACUGGCAUGUAUUGUAUGCUGAUAGGGUUAGCCCUUACUACUUCCGACCUAACUAUCGAAGUCUCGAAAGGAAUCUAUGUAAAUAAAGACUCGGUGUUCCAAGAAAAGCGUACUUAUGAAGACUUUUUAAGGUGGACUACGGCACUUCGAAACGCAAAACUCUGAUGUCUGACUUAUUUUAAUGAUUGGCAGUUAUGGAUUUAACCACACAUACAAUAAAACAUAUGAAAUAAACUAAGUAAAAUGUAAUUAUGGUGAAAUAAAUUUAUAAUCAAG
Messenger RNA from Saccostrea echinata, 1018 nucleotides. RefSeq lists its product as uncharacterized. NCBI's taxonomy places the organism in Eukaryota, Metazoa, Mollusca, Bivalvia, Ostreida, Ostreidae. Gene Ontology annotation, molecular function: magnesium ion binding; coenzyme A diphosphatase activity; acetyl-CoA hydrolase activity. The record is from RefSeq and is a predicted model, not a curated record. The transcript is spliced from 3 exons. Bases 161 to 907 code for a protein of 248 amino acids. Gene Ontology annotation, biological process: coenzyme A catabolic process; nucleoside diphosphate metabolic process.